Molecule: messenger RNA, 2986 nt
Organism: Gaeumannomyces tritici R3-111a-1
Lineage: Eukaryota; Fungi; Ascomycota; Sordariomycetes; Magnaporthales; Magnaporthaceae
Exons: 2
Coding region: 156-1628 (490 amino acids)
Biological process (GO): L-leucine catabolic process
Molecular function (GO): flavin adenine dinucleotide binding; 3-methylbutanoyl-CoA dehydrogenase activity
Source: RefSeq, a predicted model, not a curated record
GCUAGGUCUUUCCCGAGGCAGCUUUCAUUUGGCCUCCUCCUUCCCCACGACACCCUCAUCGACGCGAUCCCUCGAGCUUGCAGACGUCCAUUUAACUAGCAACCGCUCUUUUUGAACCUGCGUGCAUUUUCAAUCCCGCAUCACAUCCACACACGAUGGCAUCCAUCCGUGCCAUCUCCGCGCUAGCGCGGCCAAGCACCAGCGCCGCGCGCACGCCCGCCCUCGCCGCCGCCCUGUCCCCGACCGGUACUAGCAGCAGCGUCCUCCCCCCGGCCCGCUGGAGGCCGCGGUCCCCCAUCUCCCCGCGACCCGCGCAGCAAAGGAGGCUCCAGUCGACCAGCACCAGCACCGCCACCGCCACCAGCACCACGGCCGCCCCGCCGCCCCUAGACCACGACAAGAAGGCGGCGGCGGCGGCGGCGGCGCCCAAGAAGAGCAAGCACCCAGCCGGCUUCACGGCGCCGGACCGGGCGGCGCUGGACGAGCUCCGCGAGGGCGUGCGCGAGUUCUGCCGGCGCGAGAUCCCCGAGGAGCUCGCGGCGCGGAUCGACCGCGACAACGCCUUCCCGGCCGGCCUGUGGCCCAAGCUGGGCGAGAUGGGCCUGCUCGGCAUCUCGGCCGAGGAGUCGGUCGGCGGGCUCGCCAUGGGCUACGCGGCGCACUGCGUCGCCAUGGAGGAGCUGUCGCGCGCCUCGGCCUCGGUCGCCCUCAGCUACGCGGCCCACUCGCAGCUGUGCGUCAACCAGCUGCAGCUCAACGGGACCGCCGACCAAAAGGCCCGCUUCAUGCCGGGCCUGGUGGCGGGGACCCAGGUCGGCGCCCUCGCCAUGAGCGAGAGCGGCGCCGGAAGCGACGUCGUCAGCAUGCGCACCCGCGCCGCCCGCUCGCCCCGCGGCGACGGCUGGCUGCUCAACGGCAGCAAGAUGUGGAUCACAAACGGGCCCGACGCCGACGUGGUCGUCGUCUACGCCAAGACGGACCCGGCCGCCGUGCCCGCGUCGCGCGGCAUGACGGCCUUCAUCGUGCGCCGCCAGCCGGGGCUGACGUGCCUGCGCAAGCUCGACAAGAUGGGCAUGCGCGGGUCCAACACGGGCGAGCUCGUGCUCGAGGACGUCUUCGUGCCCGACGCCGACGUCCUGGGCUCCGUCGGCGGCGGCGCCCGCGUGCUCAUGGAGGGGCUCGACCUCGAGCGUCUCGUGCUGUCGGCCGGGCCCCUGGGCAUCAUGCAGGCCGCCCUCGACGUGGCCCUGCCCUACGCCCACGCCCGGACCCAGUUCGGCCGCCCCGUGGCCGAGUUUCAGCUCGUCCAGGGCCGACUGGCCGACAUGUACACCAAGCUCCAGGCGUCCAGGGCCUACACCUACGAAACGGCCCGCCGCGUCGACGAGACGGGCGAGAUCCGCACCCAGGACUGCGCCGGCGCCAUCCUGUACGCCGCCGAGCGCGCCACCGAGGUCGCCCUCGACUGCAUCCAGGUCCUGGGCGGCAUGGGCUACACCGAGGAGAUGCCGGCGAGCCGGCUGUUGAGGGAUGCCAAGCUGUACGAGAUCGGCGCGGGAACCAGCGAGGUCCGGAGGAUGGUGAUUGGGCGCUACUUUAACAAGCAGUUCGCAACAACCCCUGUGUGAUGUCAGAAGCGCAUCGAGGAUUUCCAUGCAUGCGUCCUUUUUUAUCCGACUCGACCAACAGCAGGCCGGCCCCUCUUCGCCCCCAGGCGUGAUUUCUGGGUGGAUCCAUAGAACCUUGCCUAUAUCUCGGUCCCUCCCGAAUCGGUUUGUCGGAACUGACCCCUCCCUCGCGCGUGCUUUGCUCACCAUAUCGCCGGGAUGCAACGGGAAGCUGCUUCGCGCCUAUUCGCCGUCCAGUGUGGAAAGGACUGCGGAUCGCCUGCCACGUUGCGGGGAUAUUGGUGUGUGGGAUAGAGCGGUACCAGGCCACAACAAAGAACAAUGAAAGGCUCCAAGGUCGGGCGAGAGGGCUUGAAUACUUUUACCCUCCCGCUCGGUUUUCGGGCCUAAAUCUCGCUACCACCCCGCCCACAUACUAUUGUCUUUGUGACGUUUCAUGGAGCGUUGCCGCACCGUCUUCCCAUGUUCUCGCACGAUAUCUGACGGCGUGCACGCCAGCCAGGAUCAUGCGAGGGGGGGCGUGGGACUUAAAUAGUCAAGCUCGCGCGUGGGGGUGCCCCAGCAGAUACUAGGUCAAUCCCUGCUACCAACGGCAGCGGUUAAGCAACCUAUGCGAGAUCGUAGAUGGACACAUGACAUCCGGACAGCCAUAGGAAAGUGGAUGCGGGGCGGGGCGAGGAAGGAAAAACGGAAGAAUAAGGGAUCUAACUUGGGUGGGACUUCUCACGCGUGGUAUCGCAGCAUGGGGAGAGGACGACGGGCAGCCGCAUGCCCAGCAGUUGGGCACGGGCAUAGGACGCGGGAUGAUGGAUAUGGCAUUCCUGACGGUACAUAUUUGUCGAGCGGCCGGCCAAUGGCCCUCGUUGCUCCAUUUCGGUACCCGGAGGUGAUGUAAACUUUGGAACGGAGGACUGGCGGCAUGACAUCUCACCGGUCUUCCAUGAAGGUACGCGCGCCCAUGUGCCAGACUACACCGGUGAGCAGCAGAUCAUAGGCACAAGGAUCUGGGCACUGAAAUAUUCCCGGGGUGCGUAAACGAAUUUCCUGAUGGCAUGCCCGAGUUCCCUAAACCGCUCGGCUUUCUCAAAAAGGGAAGCACAUGGCUCCAUCGGCGCAUAGAAUCGCCCUGUUUGAUGUGUAUAGCAGGAAAAUGAGGGGAGAGGAGCGGCAGGAGAUAGAUUCCAGACGGCCUAUAGGAUAAAGAUGCAUGCCGGCCCCAUGAUCACGAGGCCCUCAUGAUCAGGCAGGUAGGGUGGUAGACUGACAGCAUCAGCAUGCAUGCCAGGGGCGAUAUCGGAGCACCAGAUUGGCUGUUGCGUACCUAGGUAGCUAGUAGGUAGGUACCCUUGUGUGACUGG